GCACUUAAAGCUAUAUAUCACACAAACGAGAGGUAUAUGCAUCUACAAGCACUUGUAUUUUUUUAAAAUCAGCAAGGAAACAUUUAGAUUCAAUGAAAGCACACUAGAGCGAGGUGUUGGUAGUUGCGAAAGCUUCAAGCUUAUGUAUAUAUAGCUACAUAAACAAUCUCCUUUUAGUGUGGCUAUCUGUCAAUUGCACAUUUUCUUCAACCACAUUGCAAUAUGGCGUUUGAGCACAAAAUAUGAAGUUCGAGCGUUUUAUUUCAUGUCGAAAAUCUCAGCAUUUUAUUGCCAUGUGUAGGAGCGCAGAAUAAUACUCCUCUCCAGUUAACGAUAAAAUUUCAAUAAUUUUAACCUUUUCAUUUAUGUAGGAAAGAUAAAUAGAUUAUGAGAAAUGUGGUAGGGUAAAUAAGUGUAUAAAUACAACUAUAUAACAUUGCCUCAUGACAUACAUUUCUGUCUAAUUUUGAGAGCUUUAUUCUUUGUUCUUUCUUCCCUUUCGGUGUAUAUCUUCUGCGAAAAACUUAUUCAAACUCAGCUUUUCUAUGAUUACAAUUAUAAUUUUGUCAAUUCAUCUUUAUUAAGACCCCUAAACAGCUGUUUUUUAUGAACCAACUAAGACCCACGUGAAGCAUACUUGUUUAUUCUUUUCAGUUAUGUCCGCAUCAGGGCAACUCUGCCUGUGAUGAAGAACGGUGUGACGAUCAGCAUUUGCACUUCUCUUUUGAUCGCUCAAAACCACAUCUGGAUCUUGCGUGAUCAAUACAAAUUCCUUGAAAAACUCGUCAAGAAAUGGGCAGUAAGCGCCUUAUCUGCGUCUUCUUCCAGGCUUUCAUAUGCAGUAUCCUGUCAUUGCAAGAACAGCCGGUGAACUUGAGUCGUUUUGAAGAUAAAGUGGUAAAGAUUUCAUUCAAAGACCAUGUGAAGAAUUAUACAGAAACUCGUUUAUUGACAUGGAGUUUAAAGACAGCUUUUAAUCAAACUUUGGUUGAUAACAGAGAGGGUAGAAUGUACAUUGCAUUAGAACCUACGAAAGCUGCGAUGUUUCGUUUGCUUUUGCCUGGACUUCAUCGCAAUUCGAGCUCGGAAAUAGUCUCCUUUCAACUAUUCGGUCAUCCAGAAGCCUUCCUACGCCAGCGCCCUGAUGGAUGGCUAUAUUUGGAUAGAAGGAACGAAAGUUUGGAGUUCAACAUGUCUGCAUCGUUCGAAGUGUUGAAGUCCAACUAUUCCCAGUUCAUCCGUUUGAACUCAAUCACUCAUCCUGGGCAAAUUACAGUCGAUUAUAAUUCAUAUCGCUUGUUUAUGUCACCCAAUGGAAGCAAAUUUCAAAUUGAUCUUUCUUCAGACGAUGUUGAAGACGACAAUGGAUUUACAUUGCGUAGAUGGCUCGUUCCCAUUGGCUCUUCGCCUGAGACACGGUUUAUACCCAAUCCUCUAAAUUACGCGGUCAAAAUUGCGAACAUCCUCCCCUACAAACUGAGCACAGUACCAGGUACAUUUUAUCGAAUUCAAGGAUAUUGGCGACCAUAUUUUAAUGGCGCGUUCACCUUCUCCUUGAGUUGUGAUGUGCCGUGCAGGCUUAUCCUUGAACAAGACAAUCAUACGGUCACGAUAUGCAGUAGUACAAAUAAAUGCAAACCAAUGUCUCUACAUGGAGGACCGACUUCUGCAUAUUACUAUGUGGAAUUAACGGUAUUUUCCGAGAAACUGGCUGGGACUGUUAACAUUGACAUUAUUGACGAGGACCAGGAAGUAGUGAAGUUUGCUCAGUUUAAGAAAAUUGAGCGAACUAGAGAGUCACAUCGUUGGAUAUUCAGUAAGUCUUGUAGUCUAUCGUGCUUGGAUGAACUGCAACUUUCCUCUCUUGAAAGAAAUAAUGAAGAUGAGAAAUUGAGAGCAAACCAUCUUAUUUUAAAUCGCGAACAUUUCAUACCUGGCAAUGAUAAUGGUUUUUCUAUUGGAUUUUGGUUCAGUAAACUUUACAAUCUGUCAACAAAUGGUAAAAAGGAAAUAUUAUCUUAUGGUUCGGACUUCCGUGUUUGGUUUAAUUCUACAUCUUCUGACCCCGCUUUGGUUAAUUUCACGAAUUUUAUGUUUGAUAUCGGUGGAAAACGUUUCGUCAUUUCAACUUCGCGUGAAAUCGUUCACAUUGUGUUUACAUAUUCACACAGAAAUAGAUCGCGUUGUUAUAUAAAUGGCGAAUACGUGAAAUGGGAUGGCUAUUCUAAUCUCCUUCCUUCUGUCAGUCCUUCUUCCAAUCAUUCUGUCAGUUCUUCUUCCAAUCAUUCUGUCAGUUCAUCUUCCAAUCAUUCUGUCAGUUCGUCUUCCAUUCAUCCUCUCAGUGCUUCUCAUUAUUCCCUCAUUUCUUCUUCCAGUCAUUCUGUCAGUCCUUCAAAUCAUUCUUCGAGUCCCUCUCCCGAAGACUUUCUUCCCGAAAUGGAGAGAUUGUUCUCCGUUUCAACUCCUUUUAAUGAAUACUUUAAUCUCUCCGAGUUAUUUUUAUGGUCAAGUGAAAUGACAACCGAACAAGUUCUUGAAGAAUAUCAGGUUUCGUGUAACGUUAAUCUUUCAACUUGUCGCUGGAAAAAUUCUCGUCACUUUCCCAAUCAAUGGCUGUUUUAUAUUGCAACCUCGUCCUAUCCCUUUACUGGUCUACAAUUCACAGGCAACUAUUUCUACAUAGACGGUUCCACAAUGGAUUACAACGCGUCUGCGAUUCUACUCUCACCAAAAAUCGUGUCAGGCUACCAGUGUUUAAGUUUUCAAUACUUUAUGUACGGUAUGGGAAUUGGUCGGUUAUCUGUGUACGUGGAACAGGAACGACGCUGUGAUAUUUACUGGUCCUUGGCCGGGCAACAACAGGAAAGGGAUUCACAUUGGAAAAAAGCAACAGUGAGCCUUCCUUUCCUUGAGAAAGAUGCCUGGAGAAAGAUUUCAUUCCAUGCUGUACGCGGCGAGAACUUCCGCAGUGACAUCGCAAUAUUUGAUAUGAAAUUACAUGCAGAAAGCUGUCAAACUUCUCCACAAAAUGCUUGGCCUGGUUGGAGCAAUGCGAGUUGUCCAAAUCCCUGUCCACCUGGCAUCCCGUGUAUAAAAUCUUUCAGAGACAACCGAUCGUGCUUAUGUGAUACAAGGCUGGCGAAUUUUGUUAAUCAAUUUUGCUUAAAUGAUAUAGAGAAUUCUCUCUACCGAAAUGCUUUGUACUACUGGUCAAUGGACGACGUCCUGGCGAGAAACUCAUCCUCAUCCUCAGAAGGAGAUAUCCAACAAAACCUUGUCACCGGUGUUGCCAACAAAGCCGUUGAAUUUAAAACGGAAUGGAGUCAAAAUAUAUCGACUCUAAAAAAUUUUUCUGUGUCGAUGUGGGUGAAAAUAACUCGUCCAAUGAUCGUUUUCAAAAUUUCCCGCCUUUGUGUGACUUAUGAUAAUAUUUCUGGUCUACUUGAGAUAAAUAUCACCCACCACAAUCAGACGUGCCGUCAUCGUGUAGAGUAUGAAUGGCCUUGGGGUAUCUUUGUUUAUUUAACCAUUGUUGCUGAACAUAACAACCCUAAAAUUUCCCUGUUUAAAAAUGGUGAAUUACAGACUCGUCGAUCUAGUUCUGGUUGUUGUAGCAGCGAAGUGGUCGUAGACGAAAAUAUUCGCUUAUUUCCAGGGAAUACGUUUGAUGAUGUUAGCGUGUGGUCAACUAUGCUGUCCCAGGAAAAUAUCACCGAGAUCUAUAAAAGAUAUGGGCAAUACAAAACAAUUGAGGGGGAAUACAAACCUCAACCUAUCAUCUUCAAGAUGGAUGGAUUUUGGACGGAGUCAGUUAAGAAUGCAAGAAAUAAAGACAGUGUACUCAACGAAAAUUAUCAGCGAAAACUUUAUGACAUGCUGAAAUUCACCUGCAAGCAAUCUGUUUCGGAUAUUACUGUAUCUACUGGCAUCAAUUCAACUGCAAGCAUCACCGUAUUCAUGUCUUCAACGGCCGUUUGGAGACAAGAUUGGCUGAGCUGGUGUGUGUUGUUGGCAGAGAAAAGAUUUGCAGAUGUCAUAAUGGACUACAAUGUUACCUCAAGAUACGUAAGUGAUAAACCGCCAUUCAAUUUAAAAGUGCAAAGCAGCACUGCUCAUUCAGUGAAUUUACGCUGGGAGUUUAUGAUGGAGGAGAAACUGUCCCCUUUCCGUGGAUUCAUAGUAGCAGUUUACCGCCGACGGUGGUCAUAUUUAUUCACAACAGCUAAUGAAGUCGAGGUGGUUGGCUUGAAUCCAAAUACGUUAUACGAAAUACGAGUUAUUCCUCAGCAUCUGGUUGGGAUGGGUUUUAUUAGUAAAUACUUUGCUGUAACAACAAAUGAAUCAGUUCCGACUAUGCCGCCUGCAUACUUGUAUGCGAAAGCUCUGUCUUCGUCACGUCUUAUGAUACAAUGGGCAUCUGUGAACAAACGGCACAGGAAUGGAGUCAUCACUGGCUACAAUAUUUUCAUCGUCGACGAAUCAAACGCUGCCCUCGAAUAUAUAAAGAUCUCCUCUGGUUCCACCUUUUCUUACGAGAAACACGACCUAAAACCGUAUCAUCUCUAUAAGGUGAAAAUAUCUGCUAUGACUAAAAUUGGUCUCGGACCUUGGAGUGAGGCGACUGAGAGGAGAACACUACCUGGUGCUCCUUCCGCUUCACCUGCAAACUUCACAGGAGUGCCCCGAGAUCAUAAAUCCAUUUCAUUCACUUGGCAUGAAGUACCGAGCAUUCAUUGGAACUCGGCAUCUAUUAAUUACACGAUACGCUGUUGUGAUAACGGGAUCAAAUGCACAAACAGGGAUGAAAACCUAAGAAUAUGCUGCGUUCCCGUACAAGUGAAGUGUGUUAUGCAAGAUAUUCCUGCUGGUCAUUCGAGCUACAAUUUGACAGGCCUGCGAAGGUGGACGUCUUACAACUGCUCUAUUUCUGCUUCUAACGAGGCGGGUUUGGGUCCCCCUUCUUACUUGAAAGUGGCAACCAUGAGACAAGUUUACAAAAAAUCCUUUUUAAAUGUUACUGAAACGUCCGUCACUUUUCGGUCGAUAUUUCUUCGAUGGACCUUCAUACGUCCAGAUGAUCAGGACUCAAGCCUUUAUUUACGAUAUCAAUGUUUUCUUUGUUCCAAAAACCAUUCUACGCGGCUUGAUAUUACGAAGCAGAAAAGCAUAAUCAUUGAUGAUUUGAUGGCGCACAAGGAACAUCAGAUAUACGUCUAUGAAUUCUACGAUGGGAAGAUAAGAAACUGCAGUGUCACACUUGUUGUGAAAACAGCUGAGGAUGUACCCCCUCCGCCUCAAAACGUCACAGUACAGUCUGUAUCUUCCACGGAAAUCUUGCUACAGUGGUCGCGACCGCCAUAUGGUCAUGACAGCGGUUACAGUGGUCUAAUACUUGGUUAUAAUGUCGUUCUGGUUCAUCUGGUGAGAAAUAUUUCGCACUACUUUCCGAACGUCACCGACAAUAAUUUCACGGGAAAUAAUUUAAAGAAAUAUCACAACUAUUCAUUGAGGGUCGCAGCUUUCACGACCGUUGGUGAGGGCAAGUUUAGCCCCUGGGUUCAAAUUAGAACUUUAGAAGAUGUUCCCUCAGCUGCCCCAAAAGAUCUCAACGUUUCAGAAAGUGUUAACUCGUCUCUUCUGGUCACUUGGACACCCAUACCAGAAGAACAUAGGAAUGGCGUCAUUCUGGGUUAUGAUCUGAUAUUUUUGGACAAAUUGAUCGAUCGUAAUGAAACUGUGAGAAUAAACGGUUCUAAUCAGCUGGUGUUUGUGAAGAAGGGGCUGAAGAAGCAUUAUUAUUAUUUGAUAACGAUUGCUGGACGAACAUCGAUUGGUGUCAGCCGAGAAGCGAGUCAAGUGCAGAUAUCGAACAUAGAAAAUGUACCUCCGCCCCCACCGCAGAACAUCUCAAUAAUGGCUAACUCAUCCACAUCUCUCAAGAUGACAUGGUCCAUUGUUAUGCUGCAACACUUUCAUCACAUCCUUAAGAAUUACGAGAUCCGCCUGAAAGAUGUCAUUGAAAACACGACACAACGUUUCAAAUCAUUUUUUAAUCAGAAAACAUUCUUUUAUUACACAAAUGGGUUAAAGAAAUACCACAAUUAUACCAUGAGCCUCGCCGUGGAGUCUGAAGGUGGCAUUAGCGAAUUCAGUUCAUGGGUUGACGCGAGAACACUGAGCGACAUUCCAUGUGUUCCACCAAGGCACAUCAAUGUAUCGUUAUCGUUGCCAUCAUUGACUUAUGAAUUAACAUGGUCGCCCUUAAACAACAACAAUGAAUGGUGCGGUGAACCCAGAGGAUACCGUAUAUUAUAUGGAGUAAGAAACGCGUCCAAAAUAAACUACACUGCAGCUUCUGUUUCACCGUUUACGAAUACAUUUCUCUUGCCAAAAAAUCUGACACGUUUUGUCACGUAUGUAACAUCUGUGGCAGCAUUCACGACUGUUGGUGAGGGGGCAAGUGUUUCCACAGCGAUCUAUAUCAACGAUGUUCCAACCAUUGCUCCAGUUCUUUCCGUUGAAACCGUCAACUCUACGAGUCUAAGAGUUCAAUGGUCGUCAAUCUCAUCGAAGAAUGGUAAAGCUAACUUCUUCAUAAUACAAGCUCGUUGUCUUGGAUGUCAUGCAGAACAACGAAAUUUUACGAUUCCUCACAUUUCCCGCCAAGUCGUACUGAAUGGACUGAGAAUCUACAGUAAUUACAGCGUACAGAUUGCUGCGUUAAACGAAUUUGGACAAGGAAACUUUAGUCAUCCUGUAUUCGCCUUGACGGAUGAGACUGUUCCUAAAAGAGCCCCAGAGAAUGUGACUUACUUCAGCACGGCUCCCAACAAUCUGACAGUUUAUUGGUCAGCUCUAAUGAACACGUGGGGAGAGAUACGCUAUUAUCGUGUGUGUCUUUACCAGAAUAACACUCUACUUCACAAUACGACCACUCAGGAUAUUUACCUCGCGUUCACUGGAUUAAAGAAAGACACGGAAUACCUCUUUCGAGUUCAAGGCGCGACAAGCAAAGGCGAGGGUCCUGGGUCUGGCAACUCACAGGUCGAACUCUCCGUGGAGCCCCUGAGUUUUGUCCAUCAAAUGUUUCACUGUCCAAUGUCACCGCGAGAGAGGUUCAGAUCAAGUGGAAACCGUUGAAUUCCGACCUAGUCCCAGGCGGUCUUGCUUCUUACGAUAUUUCCCACCGCAUCAAGCGCAGGGGUUUUCCACGUGAUGUCCAUGUGAAAAACUCGCGUUCGA
Messenger RNA from Dendronephthya gigantea, 7242 nucleotides. RefSeq lists its product as uncharacterized. Gene Ontology annotation, molecular function: alpha-L-arabinofuranosidase activity; cytokine binding; cytokine receptor activity. The record is from RefSeq and is a predicted model, not a curated record. Gene Ontology annotation, cellular component: signaling receptor complex; external side of plasma membrane; membrane. Gene Ontology annotation, biological process: cytokine-mediated signaling pathway; L-arabinose metabolic process. Lineage: Eukaryota; Metazoa; Cnidaria; Anthozoa; Malacalcyonacea; Nephtheidae. The transcript is spliced from 27 exons. Bases 793 to 7140 code for a protein of 2115 amino acids.